UCGCGCACUUGCAUGUUCUGGGUUUUAGUCUCUGGUUCUUCAGGAAUGGAUCUGUUUAGAGUGUCUGAUUCCCGCUCCCUGUGGAUCCGGAUCCCCCUCCUCAUCGGGACAUUCAUCCUCCUCAAUGGAGGGAGAGACAGCGGAACUGGGGCUCACUCCGCUAACUACGUUGACGGGUGUAGGUUUAAUAUCUCUGGGGCGUGGACCUUCAUUAACCAGUAUAUCUAUGAUAAAGAGCUGAUCGCGUACUAUGACUUUGCUCAGAAGAAGUACAUCGCAGUGAAGGAUUGGAUGAAGGGGAGCGUGGACCGAUGGAACAAAGAGGAGGCGGCUGGAACGUACCAGGAUGGGAUCCGAGUGUGUGAGAAUAAUGUUCCGCUCGCCAGCGAAGUGGUGUCCCGGAAAGUUGAACCAACAGUCACUAUCCGACCUAAAGCGCCUCAACAUGCUGCACAGUUGGCUCUGCUCUCGUGUCAUGUCACUGGAUUUUACCCUCCUGAGAUUGAUAUCACGUGGCUGAAAAAUGGAGCACCAAUUCCUGAUGGUGUCAUCAACACUGUCCUUUUAUCAAAUGGUGACUGGACCUAUCAGGUGGAGGAUCUCCUCCAGUAUCAGCCAGUGUCUGGGGAUAAAUAUACCUGUCAUGUGGAACACAGUAGCCUGGGGAGUCCCAGGAGUGUGGAAUGGGAAGUACAGAACACCUCUGAAUCAAAGAGACACAAGAUCAUUGUUGGAGCCCUGUUCUUUGGGAUUGGACUGAUUAUCUUGCUGGUUGGAGUGAUAAUGAGACUGAAGAAUGCGAAAGCUAUCUUGGACUCGGGCAAUCAUGGUCCACGUCUGAUGGGUCCAGCUGUCAGUUAACUAACCCAUGGCAAAUGUGGUCCAAAACAUUGGAGUAAAAGAAUCUAUUAAAUGAUGGAAUUGAACAGCUUUAAAAUGCAUCUCGACGACUCCUGGCUCUAUCUGUGACUAUAGCUUACUGGGUGCCAGGCUACUUAACCUUUUUGCAAUGUUUGAGAUUAACUUUAUGCAAUGUUGAGAUUUUUACACAGCAGAUAUCGCUAAUGCAAUUAAAACAGGGAUGUGUGUGCAGCAAUUAUCACCUGGAUCAGUGACUAAACAUCUUGGAGUUAAGAAACGGGGAUUAGUGCCAGGUCCGGAUUAGUGCCAGUCCAUUCUGUGUCUGCACUUUCUUUCUGCAUUUUUUUAACAUGUCAGACUGUCUAUUGGCCUGGAUUAUCAUGGAGUCAGGGAGACUCCAUGGAUGGGUAAAAAUGGCAACAGGGCCAGAUUCCAGAAUUUGUGACCACAUAAUCAGCAUUUGAUUUUUCAGGUGUGCUUUUAACAAUGUGUGCAGGUUUGGGUCACAAUCCCACACUCUGCUUUCCUGACCUGAUCUGCCCCACAAAAAAGAUAGCUAUGUCCUAGUUCAUUGCUCAAGUCUGCAUAAAUAACAAUUUCCACAGAGUCAUGGUUCAUGGCACCUGUCAUGAACCAUCUUCUGCCUGAGAUUUGUGUUUUUGAAAGGCAAGCUCAAAAGCUCCUCAAGCCUCCCAUACCAAGCUAUUGUACUUUCAUGCCCAUUCAUCCAUUGCACACUAUAGAGCCAAUGCAUUAUGUCAUGACAAUUCUUUUUGAAAACUGCAUAGAAUAUUUAAUGUUUAGUAUAAAUGCCAAACAUUCAUUGGCUGAAACAGCUGAUCCCAGGGAAAUUGCUUGAUUUGAGCUCUGGUCUCUGAAUUAUGUGGAAAUCCCAUGUUUGAGCACAAGAUUUCAAAUACCCAUUAAAAUCCAAAACAGUUGCAGAUGUUGUAAAUCAGGAACAAAAUAAGUUGCUGGAAAAGCUCAGCAGGUCUGGCAGCAUCUUUAAAAGAAAAAUCAAAGUUCACAUUUCUGGUCCGGUGACCCUUCCUCAGAACUGAUUGUAGCUGGGAAACAUCAGUUUAUAUACAGAAAAUAGGGAGGGGCCUGGAGUAGGGGGUAAACAACAGGAUAAAGCCCAGAGAGAAGAGCAGUUGGGUAGACAAAGGAGUGAUAACUAUCUGGCUAGGAAGGUGGGGACUGUUAGUGAAUAUUCACCCUCCUAGCCAGAUCAUUAUCAACUCCUAUCUCCAGGCUCUACCCUAUAGUUUACUCCACCCUCCUCCCUAUUUUCUGUACAUAAUCUGUUUUCACCGCUUCAGGUGCUGCCAGACCUACUGAGCUUCUGUUCAAAUACCCAUGAUUUGUUACAGAUAGCUGGGGUCAGGAUGGCCAGUCAUAAAAUCUGAGGGGAAAUUUUUAAAUGUGCUAUUUUUGAGAAUCACUUAAAUUGUAGUAUCAACCUAGGUAUGUGGAAUCAAAAAUGGAAUGUCUGACCUGACUGGCACUCACCCUUCCAAUGCCUUGAGCUGGCAGACUCCUGAGUCGGGAAUUUUUCAAGUCUCACCAUCUUUCUAAAAGAUGAAAAUCCAGGCCUUUAUCUGUAAAUAAAUGUAUAUCAAUGUUACAAUUGAUACUUGUCAUAGAACCAAUUUGAUUAAAAUUCAUUUUUAUUUGA
Messenger RNA from Rhincodon typus (whale shark), 2539 nucleotides. Its product is annotated as HLA class II histocompatibility antigen, DP beta 1 chain-like. Gene Ontology annotation, cellular component: membrane; MHC class II protein complex. The record is from RefSeq and is a predicted model, not a curated record. NCBI's taxonomy places the organism in Eukaryota, Metazoa, Chordata, Chondrichthyes, Orectolobiformes, Rhincodontidae. The coding region runs from base 13 to 861 and encodes 282 amino acids. Gene Ontology annotation, molecular function: MHC class II protein complex binding. Gene Ontology annotation, biological process: antigen processing and presentation of exogenous peptide antigen via MHC class II; immune response; positive regulation of T cell activation. The transcript is spliced from 6 exons.